This is a messenger RNA of Diabrotica virgifera virgifera (western corn rootworm), 1698 nucleotides long. RefSeq names its product protein artichoke. The coding region runs from base 156 to 1550 and encodes 464 amino acids. Gene Ontology annotation, molecular function: protein binding. The record is from RefSeq and is a predicted model, not a curated record. NCBI's taxonomy places the organism in Eukaryota, Metazoa, Arthropoda, Insecta, Coleoptera, Chrysomelidae. The transcript is spliced from 7 exons.
UUAUGAUAAAAUUUAGUGCUCCAAUCUUUCUAUGAAAUAAUAUAGAUAAUUUCGCGGUGCUGGCAUUAAACUUGAUAAGCUUGAUAAGAUAACGUAUUAAUUAGAUUUACCUGUGGUAGUAUGUACGUCGGAUGAAUCCAGACAAGUGAAAAAAGAUGGAAAAGUGGUUAAUAAUUUUGCUGUACAUCAUACACUUCGCAACAGCCGGAGAAACUAACCAAAAUUCGUCCAACAUUUGCACGCGAUGCAAAUGCAACAGUAAGGACGAGUUCCUUCUGGACUGCACCAAUCAAAACUUUGAGCACAUCUUGGCGGAAUGGCCUCCCCAUAACCAGUCGCUGGUCGCCACUUUUAGUUAUAACAACAUCACAAAUUUAGGACAACUUCCGGCCACGAAUCAAACAGCCAAAUUUGUUUUCGAUCAUUGCCGUAUCAAGCAUUUGGAAGAUAGAAUGUUCUUUUUGAUUCAAAACGUCGAAUAUAUAGAUCUGAGUCACAAUUUGUUAACCACCGAAGCAAUCUCCGGAGAGGUCUUCAAAGGUCCCUACAGUGAUAGACAAUAUCGUCCUAUCGGAGUAAAAACUUUGAAUUUAGCGUACAAUCAGAUCCACAGUCUAAAUACCAAGUUUUUCGAACAUAUGCCUUUACUAGAAGACCUCUACUUACAAGGCAACGAUUUCAGCGUUUUGGAUCCAUCGACACAAAUUGCUUUAGGAUCUUUAACGAAUAUAAAGGUUCUAAACUUAGCAGACAAUGAAUUGACGGUAAUAGAAGAAAAUGUGAUGAGAAACGUACACAGCUUACAAGACCUGGACUUAUCUUCCAAUCAUUUUGAUUUUGUUCCGAAACCAUUGAGUUACAUCAGUAAAAACCUGCAGAUCCUUAAUUUAAGCAACAACUACAUAUUCCAGCUGACCGAUGAAAGUUUCCUGGGAAUGAAUUUAUCUGAAUUGUACUUAAAUAACUUGCCACGACUAAAAUUUGUCGGACCGAACACUUUCGCAACUUUAAGACGACUGAAAAAACUACAUUUGCGUGACAAUCAACAAUUGGAAUUUAUCGACAGGGAAGCUUUCGGGGAAACUCAAAUUCUCGAUGAGUUAGAUAUAAGCAACAAUUCCCUAGUUGAUUUGGAUCCGAGCUUGACGAAGUGGUCAAAACUAAAGAUAUUCAAAGUAAACCUCAAUCCUUUGGAGUGCAGUUGCAGUUUGUACAACAUAUCGCAAGCUCUGCCAACAUCAAUAACCAGAAAUCGAAACAGUCCUAUGUGCAUAGACGUAGGAAACGACGAUGGUAGUGAAAGAAUUUAUUCAUUAACGGCCGAUAUAUGUAACCAGGAUCGACAAUCACAUAGCUCCAAAAUAACCCAACAUUUUAACAAAAUCAGACUCAUCAUGAUAAUACUAAGCUCAAUUUUGCUAGUUGUGACGGUACUUGGAGCUGUUGUAGCUGUAUUGAGAUUCAGGAAGUUAAUCGCGUUUAAAAACUACCCAUUUUCCGCUCAAGUAAGCUACUUCCCAGUGCAAACAACGCAAACACAGCACAUAUGAUUAAUUUGUGAUUUUUUUGUUAAACAUCGUAGUAAUGUAGUCAAAUCAUUUACCAAAUAAUCGCAUAGAAUUGUUAGUAUAAGCUAUUAUAUGAUAUUUUGUAUGGAUUUUUUUGUAUAUAUUAAUAAAUACCUACUUAUGUACAUAA